Messenger RNA from Lottia gigantea (owl limpet), 1269 nucleotides. RefSeq lists its product as hypothetical. Gene Ontology annotation, cellular component: membrane. Gene Ontology annotation, molecular function: G protein-coupled receptor activity. Bases 1 to 1269 code for a protein of 422 amino acids. Gene Ontology annotation, biological process: G protein-coupled receptor signaling pathway. The record is from RefSeq and is a predicted model, not a curated record. The transcript has a single exon. NCBI's taxonomy places the organism in Eukaryota, Metazoa, Mollusca, Gastropoda, Lottiidae.
AUGACGACAGGAUAUAUGUACGGGGAAUCUCAAGAUUCUAGGAUGUACGAGGAAAUUUUGUCAAUUAAUCUGACGUUAGAAAAAAAUGUAUCUCAUGAAGAUAAAACAGAAGGUGCGAUUUUAUUUAUGGUGGCCAUUAUCGCUGGAUUUGGUAACCUGUGCAUUGUGGGGGCUAUCAUGACCAUAAAAAAAUUCAGGAAAACAUCUUCCGCAUUUUUAUGUCAUCAUUGUAUAUUGGAUUUUUUAAAAUCGUUAUUCUGUAUACCGUUUGGUUAUAGUUUGUUAAUGGACACAGAUAUACAAGAAUGUAACAUCGUUGGUGCUUCGUAUAUUUUUUUAAUGACGGUGUCCGCGUAUAAUUUAUUAGCGUUACUAAUGAACGAGGAAUAUCACAUCAUGGAUACAACCAAUAAAAUCAAAGGAAACUAUUGUUGUGUGAUGUUCGGAAUAUUCAUGAUUUGGUUUACGACUAUAUUACUACAUCUGGGCGUGGCUUUUAUCCCAGGGAGCACGGAAUUUAAUGAUAAUAUCGGUAACUGUGUGUUUACGUACGGUGUACCAAGUAAUUAUGUUAUACACGUUCUGUGGAUUUUACUUGUAUCAGGGGCAGUAAUUCUAUCUGUAGUGACCUUUACGACAUUUUAUCGUAAAUUACAAUGUGAAUCUAAAGUAAAACAAUGGAAGAUGAUUCAUAAAUCUAUGUCACAUGAAAUGAACGAUGACGGCGAAGAUGAGGAACUCCAUUUUGAAUUUGACGACAUUUCUAGUACUAAAGCUGUAGAACAUGCUAGAAUAUAUAUGAGACGAAUCACACUAAUGGUUCUAAUGGUGGGCACGUUCGUGUUAUUUUGGUAUCCGUUGUUCUUAUUAACGUUAUUCGACAAAGAUUUCAAACAAUCGGCUAAAACAUAUCGUUAUUUAACCGUAUUUGCCUGGUCCCAGCCUAUAACUACCCCUGUGUUUUGUAGUAUAAUAUAUUACGAUGUUUUAAACAGACAAACAUUAGUACGUGAAGUAUAUAGCAAUGCCAUUCCGUUAAAACCCUCGCAUUCCAAGGAAGUUAUACGUCAGAAGAUACAGAAACGAUAUAAAGCCUACGAUACAGGUUUUAGAAAUGAACAUUAUCAAAGUCAUCAAGCUGAAGUACUGACUAAUUGUUUAAGUGAAAUACAAGAUCUCGAUAGUAAUAGUAAUAGUGAUAAUGAAACAUUGGUAACUUAUGAUAAUUCAUUACGUAGAAAUGUUCCGCACCAAACACUUAUAUUAUAG